Molecule: messenger RNA, 1452 nt
Organism: Stylonychia lemnae
Lineage: Eukaryota; Ciliophora; Spirotrichea; Sporadotrichida; Oxytrichidae
Source: the annotation of a GenBank genome assembly
AUGAAGGAAAAUCAACUAAAAUCCACGAGACCAAGUACUGCUUACAAAUCAAACAUAUAUUAAUUCUAAUCUUUCAAUGUCAUAACACAAUAUGGUCACGCUUCAAAAAAUAAAGGAGCUUCAUAUGAACAAGAUCAGGCUAACACUAUAAUAAUAGACGGAUCCGAGAUCCAAAACUCGUAAAAAUUCAAUAACUUCUAUACUCCAUCUAAUUAAAUAUAUGAAAAACUGCAAUUUAAUGUAGUUAGAAACCCUAGAAAAACGGAGAAAUGCAAGACUAGACCUUCAGCCCCUCAAAUCUAAUCAAGCAAGAGUGGAAAAAUGUCAGAAACUGCAGUUCGCAAAGUCAGCUUAAAUUUAGGACCCUUAUAUUAAUAGUAAGUCCACUAAAAGGAAGAAUAGAGCACCUCAAGAUAGCAAUCUAGUGAUCGAGACAAGCUCUCAAUCGUUCUUAUGGAUUAGUAACAGCAAUAGCAAUCUAGUGCUAGAAGUGCUGGGGAUAUCUGUACACUCAUUUUCUAGAUAGUCGAAAAAUUUGAAGACCUCAAUUAGAUUAUCAAACAAGAGUAUGAUACCCCAUAAAAAGUAAAGAUAUUCGUGAACCAGAUGUAUGAGAAAUAAAUUAAGCAGCUCAGAAGAAGUCUAGAGUUUAGAUAAUUGCUUUAAAAUCACGAGUAAAUUAAACUUGCAGCGUAUUUGGAUGCCUCAAUAAAAUCUGCUAAUCUUGACUCUGAGUCCUUCACUGGCUAUAUGAUGCAGAAUUAAACAGGCAGAAGAGAUGACUCAGCUGAGUCUAAAUUUGGAAAUUCAGAUAGAACAUCCAGUGACGAGUAGAUGUACAUGAGCAUGCCCCGAAAUCUACUUGUUUUGGAGAUCAUGAAGCUUUAGCAGUAAAUAAAGAAAAACGAGACAUCCCCAAGCAAACAUUCUCACCGUAAAAAUAGCAUGGACAUGCGGAAUAAUUUUUUUGCUUAGUAAAUUUAACAGCAGCAGCUAUACAUAGCAUCCUUUGAGGAAGUAGCAAAGUCCCUUUAAAAUAAGUUAUCAUAGCAAGCCAAGCAGUUUUAAACAUAGUAGAUGCAGUAUUUGGAGUAGAUUGAAAGGCUUAACCUCAAGAUUAAAGAUUAAGAGAUCAAGCAGUAGUAAUUGCAGAAUAAGUAUUACUAGUAGAAUGAGGAAUAUCUGCAUAUGUAUAAGCAGCAGGAAUUUAAAGACAGAAGUCUGAGAGAGUAUGAGAAAACUCUUAAGAAGAUGGACGAGAUGAAGAUAGUCAUGAACGAACUUAAGAAAAACAGCAAAAGUGGUUCUAAGGGUAAAGUCCUGAAGGACCUCGUAGAGAAAAUGUCCCUGAUAGUAAUGAAUCCGAAAAAGAAAGAUGAAAUUAAUGAAAAGGAACUAUUGCUGCUUCGGUACCUAGAUGAUGACAAUUCUCUGCUCAUCGAUGAGAUCUGA